Molecule: messenger RNA, 312 nt
Organism: Phytophthora nicotianae INRA-310
Lineage: Eukaryota; Oomycota; Peronosporomycetes; Peronosporales; Peronosporaceae
Exons: 1
Coding region: 1-312 (103 amino acids)
Source: RefSeq, a predicted model, not a curated record
AUGACUCCUGCCUCUCGUCUUAUUGAUCUUGCUAUGAAGCGCGCCAUGAAUGAUCCAGCUCUUGAAUGUCCGAUCGAAGAUAUCAUUAAAGAUGACCAAGAACUCAUUGACCUUGUCGAUAAAGCAAACGAUGGAGACAUUGGAUGCAUGUAUCAUGUCGCGAAUGCUCAACACUGGUACAUGCAAGUUUGCUUGGUUCGCAAAGAAGAGCAAUACAAGCAAUGCAUCAAUACCCUGAAACGCAUGAAACAAGAAAAUGCAAAGAAGCGCAUGGAGUUCGCCUUGCCGGCGAGCAAGAGACAGCGCAAGUAA